Messenger RNA from Oryzias latipes (Japanese medaka), 676 nucleotides. Its product is annotated as galectin-1. Gene Ontology annotation, molecular function: carbohydrate binding. Lineage: Eukaryota; Metazoa; Chordata; Actinopteri; Beloniformes; Adrianichthyidae. The record is from RefSeq and is a predicted model, not a curated record.
GUUAAAUACGGUCAGCAGAUCUGUUUCUCGUCAGACUGAGAGAAGAGGAGAGAGGCUACAGGGAGGAGAAAGCGGAAACAGCUGGGAGGUAAUUCCAAUAACAGGACCCAGAAUGAGUAUGGAACUUGAAUUGAAGAAUGUGGCUUUGACUGCAGGAGAAAAGCUGAAAGUAAAGGGAGAGAUUCUCCAUGAUGCUGAGAGAUUCCAGAUCGACCUUGGUUGUGACCCAGAGGACUUGGCUCUACACUUUAACCCCCGUUUCCAUGACGAUGCCGAUGGAGCAGUGCUUGUAUAUAACUCAAAGAUUGGAGGGUCCUGGGGUGAUGAAAAACGGGAAAUUGACAACCCUCUGCAGAGGGGCAGUGAUGUAAAGAUUGUGUUAAAACUAUGUGGAGACAUGUUUGAGGUGGAGCUUCCCGACGGACAGGAGGUCCAGUUUCCUAACCGUGCUGGAAUGGACGUCAUCAGCUACGUUCGAAUUAAAGGAGACUUCAAACUGACUAGUUUCAAGAUCUGCUGAGAGACAAACAAUUACAGUUGUCUUGAUGAUGAAAUCUGACAUCUGGGAAGACAUUGUUCAAAUAUAGAUUGUGUUGUCACAAAAGUAUCAUAAAAUACUAAAUAAUUUAACAGAUAUGUGGAAAUAAUGUAUAAUUAUUAAAAUAUUUGAAUCCCA